Homarus americanus (American lobster) is the source of this 3155-nucleotide messenger RNA. RefSeq lists its product as uncharacterized. The transcript has 7 exons. NCBI's taxonomy places the organism in Eukaryota, Metazoa, Arthropoda, Malacostraca, Decapoda, Nephropidae. The record is from RefSeq and is a predicted model, not a curated record. Bases 69 to 626 code for a protein of 185 amino acids.
CAUGGCAGCGUUUGAGAGCUGUUGUUGCUGCAGCCUACAAGCCAGGCAUCUUUAUAGGGGCUCUCAGUAUGGUACUGAGCUUGGGGGGCGGGGCCAUGUGUGUAUUACUGGUGACGGCGGAACACCUCGACCAGGUCCUACAGACAGCCUACAACACCUACCAGGACUUAGAAAACCCAAUCAAAGUCUACGGCACUAAUGGUACUGGCACAGGAGAAACUGAACUGAACUUGGGUGACCCUGAACUCAUGUACAUAGAGUGGACCAUCAUAGCUACACUGCUCUUCAUGUUCGUGUGCACUGUGGUCGACGUUCUACUAGUCAUUGGUGCUUUCAGGGAGACGCCAUGGAUGUUGUUACCGUGGAUGGUGGUGCAGUGGAUCACAAUCUUCCUCACCAUAGCCUUGUUUGGCCUCGUUCUCUGGCAUGAGUUGGUAGCGAUGCCGAGGUACUGGUGGGCAGUCAUGUUCGUGGUAGCUGUGGUAAUUCUCAUGAUUCUCUCCUUUGUGCUGGUUCUCUCCCUCUAUCAGAGCAUUAAGGAGAGAGAGAUGCCCGAGUUCUACCAGGGCGCUGAGCUCGUGCACCGCCACAUCUGGCUCUCACAAAAAGGAAAGUAUUACGACUAGCAUUGUAAACACUGCUGGAAGCUGCAUCAGGGAGCCCGACGCUCCCAUCAGCUCCAGCAGUUGGCCACACCCUCCUCCGCUCACCAGUCCCAAACACCUCACCAUCUCCAACCUCCACAAAUCCCAGGCACCAAACCUCCUGGACCCCUAGUCCCAAGGUCUAUCAGUCACCAUGUUGAUAGUCCAGCGGUAUCUAGCUCAAGGUCCAAAGUCAGACAACCAAGGGUGCACUGGUCUCCUAUACAAGAGUCAAGUGGUCGCCAAGACGAGCCCACCACCCCAGGGUCGGCUAGUCACCAGUUCCAGAGCCUAGAGGUCCCUAUGUCCAGAAGCCAAAAGUCACCAGGCCAGGGCAGGGACGGCAACAGCCCCAAGGUUGAGAAAUCACCAACUCGAGGCUUCAAAGGUCAACAAAAGCAGGGUCUGGAGGUGCUCGGCUCAAAGGUUCAAAAGUCACCAUCCAUGGGCCCCAGAACUCACCACCUUGAGAGUCCUGACGUUAUUAAAUCUAGGUUUCAUAAAUCACCAACUCGAGGAUCAAAAAGUCCUCAUGUCACCAAACCUGCAAAAACGGGUCACCAACAAUAGGCCCUUAAAGGGCCCAUUUUUAGGGCCCAAAGUCAUCAGUUGUCAGUAAUUCGAGGAUCUUUACGUGAACAUGUACGGGUUCAACUCGUGACAAUCUCUUCAGAUAUGCAGCAAACGCUAAAUUCACCAUAUCAGGCACCGGAAGCUUCGCCAGAUCACUGUUCAGAGUUCGUCGUCAACUUCCAAACAAAAGGUUCCUGUGACGAAGAAGGAAGACUUAUAUUGGUCGACUCUUCAGUGACUUCGCCUGAACCUCUUGUGUAAGACACCUGGAGAAUCACAGAUGCUGGUCUACAAGGCCCUGAUGCCACGAAGCUCCAGGUGAACUGUGCUAAAAAAGCUUUUAUCUGUGAAUAAUAACGUGGUGUCUUGUCUUUCACACGCCAGACAUACAACUGGCUUCUCUUCAGCUCAGUAAACAUACAAAUAUUGUGUUAAGGAAAAGUAUACUUGUGUGUGUCCUUGCAAGGUGGUGACUGGUGUACCUCAAGGCCACAACAAACAAGGCUACGAGGUGAAACACUUAACCACAACGCUGUCAUCCAUAACCAGUUCCUGUUGCUGCUGUUUCAGGUUGUGUGCCAUUGUAGUGUAGAGUCUCGCAUAUUCCCAGUGUUGAAGCCUUUAUUAUCUUCUUUUGUUACCAGGGGAACUUUGUGCUCAUUUUAUGGCAGGCAAUUGGACUUGUCUGCCUUCCCUCGGUCCCGAGCCUUGACUUAGCUCAAUUCAGUGUCGGUGAUGAAUAAAACUGCCUUAAAGAUACCACAGGAUCUGUGGACUGUGGUUCGAUAUGUGACAUGAGGUGAUGAUGACCGUCCAAUCAGAGAAGCCCGUGGUGCUGCAGUGGCCAAUCAGAGCAACUUAAUGGGCUGCAGUGUCGUCAUGGUGCUACUUUGACUAAACAGAGAAGCCCAUGGCGCUGCAGUAACCAAUAGGAGACGCUUAUGGUGCUGCCCUAGCCAAUAGAAAUUCAGAAUUCACCAGAAGGUGUCAGGGACUUUAAGAAAAACCUAACUCUUGCCUUGAAUGUCUUGUAAACUUGGAUCUCACACAUAUUUUACAAUAUAUAAUCUCUUAAAUUAUGAUAUAUAUUACAUAUAUAAAUAUAAACCCCCCUUCUUUAGUCUGCCUUAAGCAGAUAAGAUAUAGUUGGUCCGUAACAUAUAAUAUAUAUUAAUCAUCAUUGUGUAUACUGAACUAUGUGCUCAUAAAGUGAUCUAACAGUCUGACAAUAAAUAGAUUUUCAGACCCCAGAUUCUCAAAGGUUCGUCAAGUUAGCGCUCUUCCUUCACUGGUAUUAGACCGCCUCUAGUUAUGGUAGAAUUUACACUGCAUUUUUAACGCCAUUUUGGUCAGGUCGUCUGUUUGACGUAGCUUUAGUGAUCUUGUGAGAUACGUUUUAAAACCUCCACUUGAGGGAAAAUGUAAGUAUGAAGCUUUGAGAAACUGGAAUCAAAGCUGCAUAUAAAAUAGUGUGGCUGAGUGAAGGUCUGCGUGAACAUAUACUGUAUAGUUACAACUUCACUACUAACGUGACAUAUCACUCUCGUGUAUUGCCAUACUCGAGUCCUCCAGUAACGCCACCAAAGACUUAUGGUCAUCACAACAGUACACAUGCUUGUCACUCAUUACCGAUACUUUUCAACAAAUGAAGCCCCAAACAAGACUGUCAGAAUAGUGGGAAAACUACUUUUAUAUGCAAACCAAACCGUUAAGUAGUGUUAGAGAUCUGAUUAUACUGCAUAUACCCCAAUAACUACUAUUUUAUUUAGUUUACGGUUAAAUUUUUCUGUUUUCUAUAAUAUAUCAGGAAUUUGUCCAUUUUCUCUAAUAUGUGACUUAGGUCAUAGUUUGGGGCUAACUAAUGAAACUCAGUAGUUCGAUAAUAUGGUCGUUAUAAUGAAACAAAUUAGUAUUUCACCAUCCACCCCGACGUCCCCA